AGUCGCUCUCGGUUUGUGCAACAUAUACGCAAACACGUCCGCCUUUUUUGCCGUUGAGAGGACGCAGAGACGUACCCGGCCGUGUGUUCGCCGUUAAUCGUGACAAAUUGUGCGUAUAGAAACGCGUGACAGUGAACGAACGAAGUGGGUGAUCGAUACUUAAAUCAUAAAAGUAACCACUCUAGGAGUGAGAAUUCGUGUGCCGUGCCGUGUCCGUCGAUCAUGCCAGAAUUGCCGGAGACCGGAUCACGAUAAGGUGUGUGGGUGUGUGUGUGUAUGUGCGCGCGGAGUGGAUAGAUCUGAAAUCGCCCCCGAAAGCGAUAAGCGAGAAGCAAACGGAAAUGUCAAACUUUUAUCGCAACAGUGCGAUUUUCCCGUGAAGGUGUUUUUCCUUGGUUCUGUUUUGAACUCCGUGUUUCGCUCUCUCCCGCUCUCAUCUUCUUAGUGUUUGUGUGCACGUGUAGAUGGAUGAGUGUAUAUUCGCGGUAGUGUUAGUGUGCUGGUGCGUUUAGCGUGAAGUGCACUGAGGCAAAAAAAAGAAGUGUUGCAAUUCGUAUCGUCUCACCGAUUUUGCACACGUGCAGCGCCAACAGCAACUUGUCAAAUAAAAGUUUGCUUUGCACUUUAUCUGCAUCUCGCUUUGUUGUUGUUGUUCGCUCUGUGACAGUGCGCCGCUAUAUUUCAUGUUUGUAGUAAAUAUUAAAGUUGAAAUAUUUUCCUGACGAUAAAAGCUGGGUACGGGUGGGGGAAGAAGAUUGCGAACAAAGUUGUUACUCAGCAAAAAGCGCGAUAAAAAGUCAGAUAUCCCCCGGGACUUGUGGCGGCGGAGGCGGUGGCACAAAAACAAAAUCAGCAUUUCCAUCACAAUCUAACCGUUCGAAUCUCGCGUCUCGCAUUCCGUUUGUGCGAUGAGUUUUUAACAACCAACAGAGAGCUUCGCAGCAACAGCAAAAAAAAGAAGUGUCGAAAGCGCAGCCACACAAUGUUGUAGGCGCGAAGCGCGAGCGUGUAUUCAAUAAAUAAAAAUACACAUUUUAUGCGAUUUUUGUCGUAUCUUCCAUAAAUGACUCAUAAACAACAACAAGAACGCACAGCUCGGGUGUCGAACGCGAAAAGGCGUGCGGAAUCGACACACUGCGGCGGCGGCCGUGUAGCCAUCACAGAAACAUAAACGUCAAAAUAAAGCGUUGGACCACCACCUCGCGAUUUCCCCGUGCUUGCGUGCGCUACUCGCCGAUCUCAGCGGGAAGAUUCCACCGAUGAUCGGUUCCUCGGCAGUGAGCAGCAGCCGUUAUCGUUGGUGCGGCACCCGAAAUGAAAUAAUAACACGAACAACGCGAAAAUAAAUAAUUGCGAGCCAUCGCAUUUUUUUUUUGUUUUGCUUCUGUUGUUGCUGUGCGAAACAAUUGUCAAUCGUCGUGUUCUGCUGGUCGCAGCGCCGAGCCCCAAAAACAGUGCGCUAUUAAUCCGUUCGAGAAUAUUCUAGGUGCCGGUUGUGGGUGGAAAUAUUUAUUUUUCGAGCAAACGUGUGAGAGCAAACAAAUACAGCAAAAAAGGGGCCACAGCGCGGUAGCUCAGCUAUAUAGCCAUCAUCAUCAGCAGCAUCGUGGGGCGACAUCGGGCUAUGACAGUUGAGCUGGGCCUCGAAUCGGCCGUAAUGGGAGACGAUGAGGAAGCUGCUGAUGAGCAGCAAUCGUUACCACAGGAACAGCAAUCAAACUCCUCCACAAGCGCUAGCAACAGCACCACAUCCAACUGCAGUGAAGCAGGUGCCGAGCCCGAUAUGAUCGAUUCCCGGCCACCAUCAAAUCAGAACCACCAAGAAGAAGAUCUUUCGGUGGGAGAAAACAUCCCUCAAGACGACAGCGCGUCGUCACCAGCUCCAUCUGCUGCACGCAGUAGCAGGACACCCUCAAUUGCAUCCCCUCCUCUGCCUCCGCCUCAUCCUGCGGUCUCACUGAUCAGCGAAAUGGAACCGCAGCAUUCGCCGCCAGAGAAGAUGGAAAUCAAAAUUGAACCAGGUUUGUUGGUUGGAGAGCACAACAAAUCCCCCGAAGGGCAUAAACAUGAAAACAGUAAAUCUCCGGAGUUGGGCUCAGCUCAACUCCCCAUGCUAAGACUGAAUGUCGCUUUGGCUGCUGAUCCGGCGACCAAUCCGGACGCCAAGGAUCUUAAGAAUAUAACCGCUGAAAAUGAUAGUCAUUUCGAGAAGAAUAUUGAUCCGGACUACCAGACGUCAGCUGCUCCGCCACAUGCGGUCAUCAGGAAGCCAUCCAAGCCGGACAACAUCACUAUUCCUAUCAACGUCGAUCUUCCGACUCGGAUACCAAUGUUUAUGUGUGGUCCGUGUGGGAUUCGAUUCUCUUCAGCAUCAACCCUAGAAGCUCACCAAACUUACUACUGUUCACAUCGAAAGGAUGCCGAUGAGAACAGCGGGGGCGUCAAAAAUGCUCACCCGAACGAUCCCAACAGUUCGGAACCACCAGCCAAAUCGGCCAAAACUGGCAAACAGUAUGCCUGCACCCAAUGUUCGUACAGUGCGGACAAAAAAGUCUCUCUAAAUCGCCAUAUGCGCAUGCACCAAUCGUCACCGGCGCCAAGCUCCAACGCAUCGAACGGCGACGACAGCACCGCUAGUCAACAGCAACAACUGCAGCUGCAAUUCCAAGCCCAGGCUGCAGCAGCAGCAGUCGCAGCUGCCGCUGUCCUCCAACAGCAGCAACAACAGCAACAGCAACAACAUCAGCAGCAGCAGCCAAUGCCCCAAGUUGACCGCUACUGUUCCGAUUGUGAUAUUCGGUUCUCCAGCACCAAGACAUAUCGAGCACACAAACAGCACUACUGCAGCUCGCGACAUCGUGAAGGACAAUCCAACAACAGCACACCAAAACCGCAGCAGAAGUCUGGCUCCCAGAGUCCGCCGGAUAUAGCUAAAACUCCCCCGGCGCCACCGCAGCAACCGUUCUUGGCGCUACCAACCAAUCCUAUCAUAGUAAUUCCGUACUCAUUAAUUCGUGGCGCAAGUGUUAUCCCGGGACUGUUAUCCUCCCUCGCACCUGGAAUCGCGAAUCCGGAAUCGGCUUGCUUUUUCUUCCAGAACGGCACCCUGCAGCCGAUCGCCGUAUCGAUCGCUUCAGCUACUGCGGCAGCCGCUGCGGCUGCUGCUGCGGCCGCUGCCGCCGUUGCUUCGACACAGCCAACGCAACAGCAGCAACACGCCACCCCGCAUGGUAACAUUCCCACUUCCCAGGCAAACUCCGGCAGUUCCGGUUCUCAGUCACGUGUUCAAACUCCGAAUGUUGGCAGUGAAAACAGCUCAAGUAGUAACAACACCGGCGAGGUGCUCAAAGCUGUCAACAAGAGAGAAAACAUUAAAGAAUCUUCAACUCCUCUAGACUUAUCAGUGCGCCGUAUGUCACCGGGGGGCAACCUCCGGGAGCGAUCGGUGUCUCUCUCGUCGGCCAUAUCGGUCGAUCAGCUUCGAAUGGACUUUGAUAGCCUCAUGGAAGGUAAGGAAAAUCUCUCUGUUAGCGGUGAUUCGAUCACUCCGGAGCAAAUCGUUUGCGCUCCCUCCCUUCCCGGAAGUCCACCGUUAACCCCUUCACCCAAGCGUCGCUCCAACAGUCCCCGAGGUGGAUCCGGAGGCUCCGGAUGCGUCCGAAAUGAUCGCGAUGGAACUGUCUCAAUAUCUCCACUAACGCUACAACAGCAACAGCAGCAGCAGCUUCUGAUGCGUCCUCUACUCCCAGCCGAUAUAGCGCUACGACUUUCGGCCGCCGAUCCGACCCUUAAUCUCAAUCUCAACAUUCUCCCCAACUCCCAACUGCUCACAAAACAAGGUGUCGAGUUGGCCCUACGACUUUCGUCCUCCGUUAACAGUGGUGGCACCGGUGGAGAUAUCGGCUCCAAGAGCCACUCUCAGCCACAGAUGUCCCCGAUGCUGAACAGCGUUUCACCGACCAACAACGUUCCGGGUCCGGUCCAUCCGAGCACUCCUCAGAUAUUCGUAAAACAAGGGGACUCGAAGUGUAAGGAGUGCAACAUUGUGUUCUGCAAAUACGAAAACUAUCUUGCCCACAAGAAGCACUACUGUUCCGCCCGGAAUCUGGACGGAGAUGGCGAGAAUCCAAAGAUUAGUCCACCGAUCUCUCCUCAAGCGGCGAGUCCGUCGAACUCAAGCGGUGGGGUACCGACGGCUGGGGGACCGAGGGCUCCCGGGGCUGGUGGUCAACAGGUGGCAUAUCAGCAGUUAAUCUGUGCAGCUUGUGGCAUCAAAUUUGCUUCCUACGACAACCUGAGCGCCCAUCAAAUGUACUACUGUCCCAAGAGAAUCGAUGUACAGAUACCGGCUAGCGUUACUCCCCAGAAAGAACGUUGCUCCAAGUGUAAAAGCCUGCACGAAGCAGGCCAGCCGUGUACUGUGGCCGGACAGGGUGCCUACAAGUGUCCCAUUUGUGAGGUUAUCAGUCCCAAUUCGACGGAAGCGAGGCGACACAUGGAUACUCACGGAGGUGUGAAGGCAUUUCGUUGUACCAUCUGUCGGUACAAAGGAAAUACUCUUCGCGGCAUGCGAACCCACAUUCGGAUGCAUUUCGACAAGAAAACAAGUGAUUUCAACGAGGAGAACUACAUAACGUGCAUCCUGGAGGAAGAUGGCAUUGAGAUACCGCCAGCGGCGGCAGUCGCAUCGGCCGCAGCUGCAGCAGCAGCAGCAGCCGCCGCUGCUCAAUUUAUGAAUCAGGCGGCUGCGGCUGCCCAGGCAGCCAAUCAGCAGCAGCAGCCACCGAUGAGCGGCGAAAGCAACAGUAGUGGGAGCCCAGCUUCCGGACCGAUGCACUUCUGCGAGAUGUGUCCCUACUACUCGGCAUAUAAAAUUAAUUUGGCGAAACAUAUCAAAUUGAUACACGCUCGUGAGCGGCCACCCAGUAAUUCACCGUUGGUUGGUGAGGGAGGUGAAUCGUUGAUCUGCAACGAGGAUAGCAGCAAUUCGACACCUCGGCCACCGGUUAGCAGCACUCCUGGACUGGUGAGCAAAAGUGUCAUAAAAACCGAACCCGAUGACGACCGUCUGGAGGACACGGACGUGGACGUGGAUGUCGUCAUGGAGGAACCCGAGGUAAUCAUCAAAACCGAAGCAACGGAACCGCAGCAGCAGCAGCACGGUGGAGCCACAGCAAUGGGAUCCCCUCCACCGCCGCCACCCCCACUAUCAAGCCAAUCUCACCCGUUGAAAGUGAAAUCUCUCCCGCUGUCGGAAAUUAACCACAACGGCCCGAACUAUUGUGACGCGUGUGGCGUGACCUUUAACUACGUGAAGACGUUCAUUGCUCACAAAAAGUUCUACUGUAAAAACAGCCAGCAGGAAGGGGGCGCUGCGUCCGCUGGGGGUGGUGCCCCGGCCAGUAUCCGGGCCGCCAGUACUAGCUCUCCCAACAGUGUAGUGUCCGUCACGAGGGCAGCGGAAACUUCCGUCUGAAGAAGAACACUCACUCGAACUUAAGGCUCGUCUCCAAUGCGAUUCGAAGAUUCAUGUGUGUGUGUGUGUGUUAACGGAAACAAUCGGGAGACGGCAAUUGUUGUAUACGGAGUAGACGCGCGGAAACCAUGAAUUUAGUGAACACACGUGGAAAAACAAGUAUACGGUUUUAUCAGAUUUAUCUUAAAACGCAGACAGAAAAAAAAACCCUGGCGGAAAUGGUUGAACGAUUCUGUGUUAGCUGUAAUAACUACUCUAGUUUCAAAAAGUGGAAUCUUAACAUUGUAACUGUAAGUCUUACUAAUCUUAAUCGUAACGAUAACGAAUAUUAAUGUUUAAAACAUAGAAGCUCGUACGAUAUAUUCAGAAAAAAAGAAGUGCAUAUAUAGAGAGAGACAACAAGCAAAGUGUGUUAAUUUGUUGUUCACUGUUUGCGCGGAGCGCGAAGGAGCAGUAACCGAUUUGACAUUUCGGUUAGCUCUCUUCGAACGCCGCGAUUUUUAGUUUAAAUUUUCAGUUCAAAUUCCACGAGAGAAAGAACGCGUUGUUUUUAAUUAAUGUUUACCAAAGUUAGCAAGUUGUUUUCCAAUUUAUCUUUUAAGUUUUCUACCAAUACGUAUAACUUCCAAUUCGAAGCAAGACUUAAGCGAUGUUUGCAUUUAGUAGAAGUUAGGUUUUAAGGAGAAAAAAAAACAAGAUGUACAUCUGUGUAAAGAUUGUAGCGAAAGCUGUUGUCGUAAAAACCCUAAGCUCGAAUUUAACACUAUAACCCAAACUAAUCGUUAUCGAACACUACAUUAGAAACCAGCAGAACACAAUUCAACCGUAAUAUUGGGGUGGUAAAUUAUAGACAGAAUUCCUUUUCCCACUAUAGGAUUGCAUAAUCGAGAGAACAAAAAAUAUUGAAAGAAUCAAAAAUGCCAUACGAUACCUACUAGAAUUACGCACCACAAUAAUCGCCCAUUGAACACAGAACAGCAUUUCCCGCGCAGAACUAAAAGCCUCUCCUUGAUUUCAUAGAUAUGCAAUAUUCCAAUAUUCAAACGUUCUUUUUCCCCGAGAAAAAAAAAAUGGAAAAUGGUCGAUGUGAAUCCCACUUUUGGCGUCUGUUAGUAAAGAAAUCUGAAACAAAAAAAAAUUACGAAGAGUAACAAUGGAAAAUCAUAAAAUCAAAUGACAAUAAAUUAUUAUUUUUCGGUUAUAGGACGAACACUGAGAAAGAGGAAGAUAACAGAAGUUAGAUGUGAGAUGUAGAUAAAGCAAAAAAAAACAUCUUAAAUAUUGAACGAACACAACAGUGUGAGAGGCAAAUCGAUCGCGGUGUGGUUCAAUAAACAUUCAAGAGAAACAUUCAGA
Molecule: messenger RNA, 6832 nt
Organism: Toxorhynchites rutilus septentrionalis
Lineage: Eukaryota; Metazoa; Arthropoda; Insecta; Diptera; Culicidae
Product: zinc finger protein ush-like
Exons: 9
Coding region: 1625-5476 (1283 amino acids)
Biological process (GO): cell differentiation; heart development; positive regulation of transcription by RNA polymerase II
Cellular component (GO): nucleus
Molecular function (GO): RNA polymerase II-specific DNA-binding transcription factor binding
Source: RefSeq, a predicted model, not a curated record